This is a messenger RNA of Sitodiplosis mosellana (orange wheat blossom midge), 6755 nucleotides long. RefSeq names its product cell adhesion molecule Dscam2 (gene Dscam3). The coding region runs from base 215 to 6214 and encodes 1999 amino acids. Gene Ontology annotation, molecular function: protein binding. The record is from RefSeq and is a predicted model, not a curated record. Gene Ontology annotation, biological process: axon guidance; cell-cell adhesion. Gene Ontology annotation, cellular component: plasma membrane; axon. The transcript is spliced from 32 exons. NCBI's taxonomy places the organism in Eukaryota, Metazoa, Arthropoda, Insecta, Diptera, Cecidomyiidae.
CUUGAUGUUGUGGUGCCGGUAUUUUUGGAUCAUACUAAAAAAAAACCAAUUCAAAUGUGAGGUAUCGAUCUGGAAAAAAAAGUUAUGUGUCAUUCUACAUUGUUGAUGGAUUUUGGUUUUGUGUCAGUGAAAUGUCCAAAGGAUUAAAAGCAUAUAUAAACCCGGUUAACAUUCCGUAAACGUGAAUAGAGAGCAUAGGAAUUCGAUCCAAGAAAUGCAUUUACCUGCAAAAAUCAAUGUGCAACUACUUAUAUGUGCUGAGAUAUUUUAUGUAACAAUCGCAUCACUAGUUGAUAAUGGAGUCCAAGCGCCGCUGUUCCAGCAAGAGCCAAUCUCCGAAUUGGUGUUUAGUAAUGAGAGUGGUUCACUCGUGUCAUGUUCAGCUCAUGGGAAUCCAACGCCUGUUGUGACAUGGGUUCAAAAAGAUACAGGCACACCAAUAUCAUCGGUGCCUGGCUUAAGGCAAAUUUUGCCGAAUGGAACACUUUAUUUUCCUCCAUUUGCGGGGACAUAUUAUCGAGCCGAUGUUCAUGAGACGGUAUAUCGAUGCAAAGUAUCGAAUCAGGCGGGCACAAUAUUAAGUCGUGAUGUUCAUAUCAGCGCAGUUGUGCGGCAGCCAUAUGACAUAAGAGUUGAGGGGAAUGAGGUGUUUAUGGGAAAUGUGGCAUUUCUGCGGUGUGUACUUCCAGAGCAUGUACGAAAAUUUGUUGUGGUAUCAUCAUGGUUUCGUGGCGAUGAAGAGCUACUUGCCGAAAUAGCUGACAUGGGCGGAAGAUAUUUUGUGACAUCAACGACCGGAGAUUUAUACAUCCGUUCGGUCAAAUCGGACGACAAUUUGAAAAAGUUUGCAUGUCAAACAUUCAAUAAAAUAACCCGGGAGCGAAAAAUCAGUGAACCUGUUCAUUUAUCUGUGAAAGAUAUAACCACCAAUAUGGCGCCAACAACAAAUCAAAAGCCAGUGCUAAAUAUGUACGUCGAUCACGGUAACGAUAUUCAUUUGCCGUGUAACAUUCAGGGAAGCCCACUGCCAUUCUACGCUUGGUAUCGUGUGUCAGAUUCGAACGCACUGUAUCCGGUACCAUCAUCACAACGAAUCAUACCAUCAAAUACUCUACUCUACAUAAGAAACGCUGACGAACGUUGCGCCGGCCGAUGGGUGUGUAAAGCAACAAAUCAAUUUGGUGAACAGCGUGUGGAGAUCCGUUUGCACGUCAAAAUGGUUUUGUCUGUGCAUAUUCAACCGCAAGUGCAAAUUGUUAACUCGGGUGGAACAGCUAUUUUCAAUUGUUCGAUAGCUGGAACUGGUGAAGAAAAGAUAGAUUGGUAUCACAAUGGAAUUCUUGUUCUACCGGAUUUACCGGUAUCAAAUAAUAAAAUUAAAUUGCUGAGUCCUUACUCUUUGGCCAUCUAUGAUGUGGGUCGACGCGAUAAAGGCAUGUAUCAGUGUUUGGUUGCAAAUAAGGAGAGCAGCGCACAAGCAGUUGCCGAGUUAAAAUUAGGUGAAAUUACACCGGAAAUUAUUUCAACGUUUAAUGAACAAAUUGUACGCCCCGGUCAAUUCGUUUCAUUUAAAUGCACUGCAACUGGUUCACCACCACCACAGUUCAUAUGGCAAUUGGACUCGCAGCCAAUCAUCGAAGUUUCUUCACUUGCACGAUAUGCAAUCGGCCAAUAUGUGGAUAUCUCGGGUGAUGUCAUAAGUCAUUUAAAUAUUACGCACGUGCGACCCGAAGAUGGUGGCCUUUACAAAUGCGUUUGCAGUAAUUCAAUGGGCACUGCUGAGUACUCGACUCGACUCAAUGUUUAUGGUUCACCGUUUGUGCGCGCGCUUAGUCCAAUUAAAGCUGUGGCUGGUGAUUCAUUUACUAUGCAUUGCCCAUUUUCUGGAUACCCGAUUGAGCAAAUUCGUUGGGAGAAAUCAGGCCAUGAACUUGCAUCAAGUACGAAAUAUGAGCUGUCUUCCGUUCAGAGUGGCGGUGCUUUGAAAAUAUAUCAAAUUGAUUCUUCGCAAGAUUCCGGAACAUAUACGUGUAUUGUGAGAAACAGAGCGGGCGAAGAAGGGCGUCGAGAAAUCGAACUAUCUGUCAAUAGCCCACCGGUGAUUGAACCAUUUGCAUUUCCAAAAAACCUGCAAGAGGGUGGUCGAGCCCAGAUCACAUGUGCUAUAGUCUUAGGAGAUUUGCCCAUUGUUUUUACCUGGAAAAAAGAUGAUCAUCACAUUCCGGCCAGUUUACAAAUCACGGUGAAAGGCGACGAAUUUUUUUCGAUGCUAGUUUUCAAGGAUAUUUCAGCAAGACACAGUGGAAAGUACUCUUGCUAUGCAUCUAAUUCUGCAGCCACCGUCAAUCAUACGAGUGAACUUUUAGUGAAAGUUCCACCACGAUGGAUACGUGAGCCACAAGAUACGGUUCUGAUGUUAGGCAAUGCUGUCGCGAUAAAUUGCGAUGCCGAAGGAUAUCCCGAACCCGAAAUUACAUGGCUCAAAGGCGAGGGAAAAUCAUCGAAAGAAUUUAAAUCGAUUCAGCUUCGUAAUAAUUCAUUAACUGUCGACUAUGUUACGGACGCCGAUGAAGGUUAUUAUAUGUGCACUGCAAACAAUGGUAUCGGUCCGGGUCUAAAAAAAAUCCUACAUAUCAACGUAAAUGAACCAGCUCGUUUCGAAACCACUUCCAAAAAUAUCUCGACACGUCGAAGCGAUCCAAUAUCAUUAUCGUGCCAGGCCAAAGGCGAUGACCACAUUAGUAUUAUUUGGAUGCACAACAAUAACCGAAUCGAUCUGAAUAAUUAUCGUAUUAGCAUUACCGAAAUGCAAACGACAAAUGGAAUAAAUUCGCAAUUAUCGAUUACCCAUUCAGAUCGACAAGAUUCGGGUGUUUAUAAAUGCAUUGCUGAAAAUCCAUUUGGGAAAAGCGAACAUGUUAUUUACGUUGCUGUUCAGGAGCAACCCGAUGUGCCAAUGAAUUUAGAAUGCCGUGGAAUGAGCAGUCGGUCAGUGAAGCUGUCUUGGAAACGCCCAUUCGAUGGAAAUUCACCGAUGCUCAGCUACAUUGUACAAUAUCAGCCCACCAAAUUUGUGCAUGCACAUUUGUCAAUAUUAGAUUCAGAUGACCAUUGGAAUUCACCAAAUACGAUGAAUAUCACAUUGCCAAAUAUUAGCGUAGGAAAAAGUUUGAUGGGGAAUAUGAUGGAAACGGCAACUUUGGCUGGACUACAUCCAUCAACAACGUAUCUGAUUCGAAUGGCUGCUGUGAAUGAAAUUGAAAGCAGCGGUUUUACCGAAACAAUUGUUGUGCGCACACAGGAAGAGGCACCGAUCGAACCACCGCAAAAUGUGCAAGUACAAACCGGAGGCAUUGGUGAACUGAUUGUCACAUGGAACUUGCCGCCGCGUGACUCCUGGAACGGAGAGCUUAUUGGUUACACCGUUAACUGUACGGAAGAAAAACAAAAUAUCAAUUACAUAAGCACAAAUAUGUCGUUACAAAAAUCGAUUCAGGUUGAUGGUUUUGCAACAACAAAAACGACGAUAAAAAAUUUGCGAACUUUUCGACGAUAUUCGAUUAUUGUGCGUGCUAUUAAUAGUUUUGGAGCGGGCCCAUUCAGUUCACCUGUGUAUGGAACGACUUUAGAGGGCGUUCCCGAGGCGCCACCACAAAAUGUGAAUUGCAUUGCACUGACUUCGCAAAGUAUUAAAAUAUCUUGGCUUGAGCCACCGCUUCAUCAACACGGUGGAGUUAUACAAGGCUAUAAAAUAUUAUACACUCCGUUGAGUUAUGAUGAUGACAUUCUGGUAACGAAUGAAGUGAAAAGAACGUCUAAUUUGGAAACUUAUUUGCAUGCAUUGCACAAAGCAAUGAAUUAUUCGGUUCGAAUUUUAGCGUAUACCUCAUCUGGUGAUGGAGAGCCAUCGAAUUCAAUUUACUGUAAAACCGAAGACGAUGUACCCGAUGCGCCAGCUGCAAUAAAGGCUUCAGCAUUGACUGGAGACUCGAUACUAGUUUCAUGGUUACCUCCAAAACAUCGCAACGGAAUGAUCGUACAUUACACGGUGUAUAGCCGUGAAACGGGAAGAAAAGGGCAAGCACAAACCCAUAUGGUACGCGUAGAUGAGGAUGGAAAUCCAAGACAGUUCGAAUCACGUGGCCUAAUCGAAAACCAUACCUAUGAUUAUUGGGUUACAGCUUCAACACAAUCGGGCGAAGGUGAACCCACAUCGGUUGUUUCACAGGUAACAACGACCAAAGCACCGGCUCGUAUCGCCUCAUUUUCACAAAUAAUUCGAAAAGCUGUGGGCAAAAGUUUGAUACUGGAAUGCAAUUCGGUGGGCAACCCAACUCCGCGAGCUCGAUGGUUUACGCGUGAUCGUCCGGUUACAUUUAGCCCAUUCUAUGAAAUAAUGUUGAAUGGAAAUCUUCGCAUACACAGCAUUGAGGCGAGCCUUUCCGGCAAUUACUCGUGUUCGGCCAAAAACCUUUUCGGCGAAGAUAAUAUCGUUUACAAAAUAAUUGCAAUGAAAGUACCGAAUGCGCCACAAAUUAAUGUCCAUUAUUCGUCGCUCGAUAGUAUUCGUGUGAGUUUCGAAAGUGGUGACGAUGGCGGUGCACCGAUUUUACAAUACACACUAUCAUAUCGUACGGUAACGGGUGCAUGGAUCAAAGUUGAAAUUACACCGGAAAAUAAUGCUUACACGCUGAUUGGAUUAAAAUGUGGCACACAAUAUAUCAUCAAAAUGUCAGCUCAUAAUCGCGUUGGCGACGGUCAAUCAACUGACGAAAUUAACAUUUGGACAAAAGGCAAAAAGUCACAAGAGCCCGAGGAAAAGGAUUUCGUUAGCACAAAUUCAUCAUGCAUUAAUUUAAAACUUUCACUGUGGAACAGCGGAGGCUGCCCAAUUUCGCACUUUUCUAUUGAACAUCGACCGCACGGCGAACUGCAAUGGACUGUCUUAUCAUCUGAUAUAUCCAAUUCAGAUGAAACUCGAAAGAAUUUAGUAUUCUGCGAUUUUCAACCAGCUAAAUGGUAUCAGCUCAAGGUGUCGGCAGUUAACGAUGCUGGUAGAACUACGGCUCUCUAUAAUGUGGCGACAACUAAAUUAAAUGGGGAGCGCAUACCAACACCAGAAGUUUUUCCGGAAAAUGAGUUGUCAGACAAUAUUACCGUAAUUUCCAGUCAGAGGGAUUGGCUUCCCACAACGAUUGUGGGCAUUAUGAUUUUAUCCGCAUCUCUUAUAAUUUGUUUAACACUGAAACAUCGUGGCUUUUGGCGUGAAUCAAUUUCUGGCGGACUUGAAACGAGUACCGUACCAAAUGAUUUAAAGGAUGGAUACGACAACCGACGAAACCAACAAGUUUAUAGUGCGUCUCCAGUUAAAACGGUUAACAAACACAACGACUCUGAAAUGUACGAAAUUGCACCAUAUGCAACAUUUAGCGUGAGUUGUGGAAGAACAACAUCCGAAUUAAGUAAAACUCCGUUGCGCGGUGUAACACCGUCUGCACUUGAUUACAGUGUUCAAUUCAAAACUUUCGGUCACCCCGACAGCGGCGACAAUCUAAAUGCAGCAGCAUAUCCGGUUCUUCCCAAUGCUGCUUUUGGUCACGUAAAAGGAAAAUCCAGUUGGCAAAAUCAACGCUACUACAAUACAGACGAUGAUUCAACGUUGAGCAAAUCGAUGACUAUAUUGGCGGGUAACUCGCAAUUACAGUCUAAUCGAAACAAAAGCAAACGAGAACUGGAAAAAUGUACCAAAUCAAAAUCACGCAACGAAAUCACCAAAGCACAUCACAAUGACACUGAAUCCGACACAAGUGUCAGCCCAAUCAAUGAAUUUUCGAACAUGUCAACAUAUCGUGUGCCAACUAAAUCGAGAGGAGAUAUUUUUCGACCCGAUUCAAGCACUGAAUCAAAUAAUGAUAACUCACCCAUUGAGAGACGAUCCAAUACGCCACGACAUGUAUCGGCUGAUAUGCGUAUGCGUCCUCGAUCAAGUAAAUCGCCACACGAAAGUCAUUCCAUGAAUAUGUUAGAAUCAGGAAGUAGCAACAGUAUGGACAAUGAGGUAGAGAGUGGAGGUUUACGUGUUCGUCCUCCGAGCGGUUUUACCGAUUCUCGUGAGUUUAGCGAAGCUGAUUUAGAAGUACAACAGGUAAUGGAAAAUAACAACGAAAUUCAAAAGAGUAUCCAAGACGAAUUGACCUUUUUGCUAGCAAGAUGAGUGCAAUGAAAUGAUGGCCCAGCAUCGCAGCGAUAUUUUAACAUUAAGCGUGCACAACGAAUACCGAGUUUAGGCCUAAGAUCAUUCAAAUUCAUUUUACGGACAUAGGAUAAACGGUCAACAACAACAACAACAAUCAUCAUCAUCAUCGACUGAGAUAUUAAAUCCAAUGGCAUUCAUAAAAUCUCGUUUCAUUUCGCAACCAGAAACCUGUAAUUCGAAUUGCAGCGGUUGAAAAAUACCCAAUGACCAAUUUGAUACAGUCAACUUCAAAUUAUUUGUUAUAUUUCACUUUCAAUGCAAAUUUCCUAAUUCAACCAAAAAAUCGCAAAUAAAUUUUUAAUUCAGACUGAAUGUUUAUUGUACAUAAAGUAUAUGUUUCCGUCAAAGUGGAAAUGUGUUCCUUCGAGAAAAAAAAGAUCUAAUAAUUGAAAUAAAAAUAGAAUAAAUGCACUUCAUUAAGCAUAGAAUCAAAAUGGAUUAUUUGAGUAUAUUGAAGUAUAAAUUGAUUGAUCGAAUAAACACCGAAUCACAUUUAAAA